Molecule: messenger RNA, 791 nt
Organism: Lynx canadensis (Canada lynx)
Lineage: Eukaryota; Metazoa; Chordata; Mammalia; Carnivora; Felidae
Gene: CA1H1orf35
Product: chromosome A1 C1orf35 homolog
Exons: 7
Source: RefSeq, a predicted model, not a curated record
GUGCGCAAGCGCGCCAAAUAUUGGCGCGGGAGAGGAAGCAGUGCGCAUGCGCGCGUGGCGCUGCGGAGCCAGCGCGGGUGUGACGUUCAGGCACGCGACGCGGGAGCGGGCGCCGGCGGCGGCGGCGCCGCCCGGGGCGGCGAGGCCGGGGCUUCGGACGGCCGGAAACCAUGUUCGGCUCCAGCCGGGGCGGUGUGCGCGGCGGGCAGGACCAGUUCAGCUGGGAGGACGUGAAGACCGACAAGCAGAGAGAGAACUACCUGGGCAACUCGCUGAUGGCCCCUGUGGGCCGCUGGCAGAAGGGCCGCGACCUCACCUGGUACGCCAAGGGUCGGGCGGACGGCGCGGGACUGAGCCGGGAGGAGGAGCUGGCGGCCGUGAGGCAGGCAGAGCAGGAGGCGCUCAUGGCGGCGCUAGGUUACAAGAACGUGCGGAAGCAGCCCACCGGCCUGAGCAAGGAGGACUUUGUCGAGGUGUGUAAGCGGGAAGGAGGGGACCACGAGGAGAAGGGAGUGGACCGGCUGCUGGGCCUGGGGAGCUCCAGUGGCUCCGCAGGCCGAGUGGCGUUGUCCCGCGAAGACAAGGAGGCCGCCAAGCUGGGGCUCUCCGUGUUCACGCACCAUCGCGUGGACAGUGGCCGGCUGGCGUCCUCUCCGGCCUCCUCCAGGAAGAAGCCUAGGUCUGAGGACGAGAAGGCGGAGCCGGGCCCCGAGGGCCACAGGAAAAGCAGAAAAGAGAAAAAAAAGAAGAAAAAGAAGAAGCACAAGAAAGAGAAGAAGAAAGAGAAGGCA